This is a messenger RNA of Diversispora eburnea, 969 nucleotides long. The record is from the annotation of a GenBank genome assembly. Lineage: Eukaryota; Fungi; Glomeromycota; Glomeromycetes; Diversisporales; Diversisporaceae.
AUGUUUGUCAAGAUCGUUCGAAAAAGCCUUCGUCCCACUUUUCUCUUCCGUAGAUAUGCAACUGGUCAAGAUAUAUCUACCCUUCUUUUGGUAGAGCAUAGAGAUAAUGAAAUUGCUUCCUCCACCUUAAAUGCUCUAACUGCAGCAAAUAAACUUGGUGGAAAUAUAACUGCUCUUGUCUCGGGUGAAAACCCUGAUCCUGUAGCAGAAAAAAUUUCGAAAUAUAGAGGAAUAUCCAAGGUGUUACUUGCAAAAGAUAAACUUUAUGAACACGGACUUGCAGAAGUUUAUGCUCCACUUUUGGUGAAUGCCCAGAAAAAACUUAAUUUUACUCAUUUUGUGGCUUCUCAUUCAGCAUUUGGAAAAAACAUUAUGCCUCGUGUUGCUGCACUUUUAGAUGUUGCUCAAAUAUCCGAUGUUAUUGAUAUAGAAUCUCCGGAGAUAUUCAUUAGACCCAUUUAUGCCGGUAAUGCCAUUGCUAAGGUAAAAUCAAAAGAUCCUAUAAAAGUUAUUACUAUUCGAGGGACUUCAUUUCCUCCUGCUGAGGUUAAUGAAAAUAAAGCUAUCACCGAAUCGGCACCUGAUUCUGAUAAGAUACCACUUUCCGAGUGGGUUAACGAAGAACUUUCAAAAAGUGAUCGUCCUGAACUCGAAACAGCAACAAAGGUUGUAUCUGGAGGUAGAGCAUUAAAAAGUAAAGAAAAUUUUAAAUUGGUUUACAGUCUCGCCGAUGCUCUUGGUGCUGCCGUUGGUGCUUCAAGAGCUGCCGUUGAUUCAGGUUAUUGUGAUAAUUAUUUACAGGUGGGGCAAACAGGAAAAGUCGUUGCUCCAGAAUUAUAUUUAGCAGUUGGUAUUAGUGGAGCCAUACAACAUAUUGCCGGAAUGAAAGAUAGUAAAAUUGCAGACUAUGGACUUGUCGCAGAUCUGUUUAAGGCUGUUCCCGAGUUGACAGAUAAAUUGAAGAAAUAA